Molecule: messenger RNA, 1593 nt
Organism: Colletotrichum paranaense
Lineage: Eukaryota; Fungi; Ascomycota; Sordariomycetes; Glomerellales; Glomerellaceae
Product: cytochrome P450
Exons: 5
Coding region: 1-1593 (530 amino acids)
Molecular function (GO): iron ion binding; heme binding; oxidoreductase activity, acting on paired donors, with incorporation or reduction of molecular oxygen
Source: RefSeq, a predicted model, not a curated record
AUGUCCGACCUACUUUCCGGUCCGCGUAGGUACCUCUUCGAUAGAACGCUUACCGAGAGCUUCACCAUCGCAGCCUCUUUUCUCGUCGUCUUCGUUCUCUAUAAAAUCAUUCCGUCCCUCAUUAGCCUGUACCGCUGGAAAGAGCCGAAAGUCCGCGUGCCUGUCUUGAAUCUCGGCGAAGAUAAGAACUACGCCUCUGCCUCAGAAAAGUACGUGCACAACUUCAAGUCCAUUCUCCAAGAGGGCUGGGAGAGAUUUCGAGAUGGUGUCUAUCAGGUCUGGGGCAUCGACGGCUUCGUGGUGAUUGUUGCACCCAAGUUUGUCGAGGAGCUCAAUGCCAAGGGAACGGAUGUGGUCGACGUGCAUGCUGCGAGUCAGACGCGAAUCAUUGGCGAUUACGAAUGGCUGAGGAUUGCGGACCAUCUUCUGUUCCAUUCAGUGCAGACGGACUUGACACGACAAGUUGGUGCAUUGCUCCCCGGUAUGCGAGAAGAAGUUGAGUACGCGUGCUCCUUGCACCUGCCUGCUGGUCAAGAAUGGUCCGCUGCUGCACUUUGGCCUCGCAUGAUCAAAAUCAUGGCCCUAGUCGUCUCUCGCAUGACUGUUGGUCCGGACCUGAGCCGCGACGAGGUCUGGCUCGACACCAUGGUGGGCUUUCUUGACGACUUGUUCGCCGGCGGCUGGGCCCUCAAGGCAUGGUCUCGACCCUUGCGUCCCUUUGCCGCCAGAGGAGGUUUUGUCGCAGGCAUUUGCGAUGUGUGGAAACGACAAGCUACUGCCAGAGACAUGUUGAUCCCGAUCAUAAAGCAGCGCCGGGCGGCGGAAGCGGCAGCUCGAGCUUCCGGAAAGGAGUGGGAAAGACCGAAUGACCUACUGCAGUGGAUGACUGAUAACGCAGCUAAGGACAAGUCACCUAAGAGUGACGGCUUCGUAGCCGAGAUGUGUCUCGUCUCAGGAUUUGGUUCUCUUCACGCUUCAGGCGUCACCUUGACUAAUGCGGUCCUGGAUUUGGCGGCAAUGCCGAAGUAUCAGGACACCAUCCGAGAAGAGAACCAAGAGGCGCGGAAGCGCCAAGAGUCAAACACAAAAGAGGCGGCGAUCCUUAGCAGCUUAACAAAGCUUGACAGCUUUUUGAAGGAGUCUCAAAGAAUGAACCCUACCACAUUGACUGCAUUUUCAAGACAGGUCAUGAAGCCCGUAACCCUUUCAAACGGCGUUCAUCUUCCGGAAGGGACUCACAUCCUCGCUCCCUCAUCUAUGGUCUCGUGGGAUCCUGAAGUCUACUCCUCUCCCGAAGAGUUUGACGGUCUUCGUUUCCAUAAUAAACGGAUGAACGCGGCCGACGGUGGUGCUCAUAGAAACCAGUUCACGAGUUACUCUUCCGAGCAAUUGCAUUUCGGGUUCGGGCGCCAGGCCUGUCCCGGCCGUUUCUUCGGUAGUGCGAUCAUCAAGCUCAUCAUACUUCAUUUGGUUGAUAAUUUCGAAUUGGACCUUGUUGAUAAGGAGGCAGGGAGACCUAAGAACGGGAUUAAAGGGGCGAUGAUCACUCCGGGGGAGGAACAGGAGAUACUGUUUAGGCGCAGACAGCUUUAG